Telopea speciosissima is the source of this 1314-nucleotide messenger RNA. RefSeq names its product heptahelical transmembrane protein 4-like. The transcript has 3 exons. The coding region runs from base 17 to 1285 and encodes 422 amino acids. Gene Ontology annotation, cellular component: membrane. Gene Ontology annotation, molecular function: signaling receptor activity. The record is from RefSeq and is a predicted model, not a curated record. NCBI's taxonomy places the organism in Eukaryota, Viridiplantae, Streptophyta, Magnoliopsida, Proteales, Proteaceae.
GAAGGGAGGGAAGAGGAUGGGUAGUGACAACAAGAAUUACGAGAUUUUGGGGGUCUCUCGUGAGGAGUUUGAGAAGGAUCCUAUUCCAUCUGGACGCGAAGAUGGGAAUGAAUCUUUUUGUUCAAAGGAAGGGAAGGGUAAAAGACUGUGGAAGAAGGUGAAAUAUCAGCUAGUUGAAUACCAUUCGUUGCCCGCGUAUUUGAGAGACAAUGAGUUCAUUCUCGGUCAUUACCGAUCGGAGUGGCCGCUUAAGCAGAUCUUUCUUAGCAUCUUCUCCAUCCACAACGAAACUUUAAAUGUCUGGACGCACUUGAUUGGGUUCUUUCUUUUCCUUGCUCUGACCAUUUAUACGGCAAUGAAGGUUCCAAAGGUCGUGGAUCUUCACUCUCUUCAACAUUUUCCUGAUGUGCUGAAGAAGGCUGAUCUUCACAAGAUCCACUCUGAACUCCUGACAUGUAUUCCAUCCAUACCCAACAUGGCAGAUUUGCAUAGACUGCGGGAUGAGUUGAAGUCCUCCUUAUCUUCAAUGGAUUUACUUCCAUCACCUUCGGGUUGGCACAUUGUGGAACUUCUUAGUAACUGCUUGCCUGAGCGAUUCUCCAAUGGCAACCACACCGAUGUUUGUGUUCUGCAUGGCAUGAAAGAGGAUAUGGCAAAUAUAAUAGCACCCUUGAUGGUGCGGCCGAUAACACGGUGGCCUUUCUUUGCCUUCUUGGGUGGGGCCAUGUUCUGUCUCUUAGCCAGCAGUACAUGCCACCUUCUGUCUUGCCAUUCCAAGCGCCUAUCUUACAUCAUGCUCAGGCUUGACUACGCUGGCAUUGCUGCCCUCAUCUCAACCUCCUUUUAUCCGCCUGUCUACUACGCUUUCAUGUGCAAACCCUUCUUCUGCAACCUUUACUUGGGAUGCAUAACCAUCCUUGGAAUUGCGACAAUCAUAGUUUCUCUCCUCCCGUUUUUUCAGAAGCCUGAAUUCCGAAACAUUCGAACAUCCCUCUUCUUUGGGAUGGGAAUGUCAGGGGUGGCACCCAUACUGCACAAGCUAAUCUUGUUUGGAAACCAACCUGAGGCUCUCCACACAACAGGGUAUGAGAUACUGAUGGGGAUUUUCUAUGGGAUUGGAGCCUUGGUCUACGUUACAAGGAUCCCCGAGAGGUGGAAACCCGGGAAGUUUGAUAUUGCGGGACACAGCCACCAGGUUUUUCAUGUGUUGGUCGUGGCAGGGGCUUACACACACUACCGUGCGAGUUUGGUGUACCUCAGGUGGCGAGAACAAAAAGGGUGUUAAGACUUGAGAGAGUCAGUCAGUCAAUGUGA